AAUCCCUUUCUAUUUCCUAGCGUCAAGGUGCAGAAGGGACCGGACAAAUUGGUCGCAUUUUAUUCAAGAAACGCAAGAUAAACUCAACGAAACGAAAGGAUGCCUGAAGAAAUGCGCCAAGAGGAGGAGACUGAGACCUUUGCCUUUCAGGCAGAGAUCGCUCAGUUGAUGUCCCUGAUCAUCAACACCUUCUAUUCCAACAAGGAGAUCUUCCUCAGGGAGCUCAUCUCAAACGCCUCUGAUGCUCUGGACAAAAUUCGUUAUGAAAGCUUGACAGACCCCAGCAAACUGGACAGCGGGAAAGAGCUGAAGAUUGACAUCAUCCCCAACAAGCACGAGCGCACGCUCACCCUCAUUGACACUGGAAUCGGAAUGACCAAAGCCGACCUCAUCAACAACCUGGGCACCAUUGCCAAGUCCGGCACCAAGGCCUUCAUGGAGGCUCUGCAGGCUGGGGCUGAUAUUUCCAUGAUUGGCCAGUUUGGUGUGGGUUUCUACUCUGCCUACCUUGUGGCCGAGAAGGUGGUUGUCAUCACCAAGCACAACGACGAUGAGCAGUAUGCCUGGGAGUCUUCUGCUGGCGGGUCCUUCACUGUCAGGCUGGACCAUGGUGAACCUAUUGGCCGAGGUACCAAAGUCAUCUUGCACCUGAAAGAGGACCAGACUGAAUACGUUGAGGAGAAGAGGGUCAAGGAGGUUGUGAAGAAGCACUCUCAGUUCAUUGGCUACCCCAUCACCCUCUUUGUGGAAAAGGAGCGUGACAAGGAAAUCAGUGACGACGAGGCCGAGGAGGAGAAGGCCGAGAAGGAGGAGAAAGAGGAAGAGGAGGACAAGCCCAAAAUCGAGGACGUGGGGUCCGACGACGAGGAAGACGCCAAGGACAAGGACAAGAAGAAGAAGAAGAAGAUCAAGGAGAAGUACAUCGACCAGGAGGAGCUGAACAAGACCAAGCCCAUCUGGACAAGGAACCCCGACGACAUCACCAACGAGGAGUACGGAGAGUUCUACAAGAGCCUGACCAACGACUGGGAGGACCACCUGGCGGUGAAGCACUUCUCCGUGGAAGGCCAGCUGGAGUUCCGCGCCCUGCUGUUCAUCCCGAGGCGCGCGCCCUUCGACCUCUUCGAGAACAAGAAGAAGAAGAACAACAUCAAGCUGUACGUCAGGAGGGUCUUCAUCAUGGACAGCUGCGAGGAGCUCAUCCCCGAGUACCUGAACUUCAUCCGUGGUGUCGUGGACUCCGAGGAUCUUCCCCUGAACAUCUCCAGAGAGAUGCUGCAGCAGAGCAAAAUCCUGAAGGUGAUCCGGAAGAACAUUGUGAAGAAAUGCCUGGAGCUUUUUGCCGAGCUGGCGGAGGACAAGGAAAACUACAAGAAGUUCUACGAAUCCUUUUCCAAGAACCUCAAGUUGGGCAUCCAUGAGGACUCCCAGAACCGCAAGAAGCUGUCAGAGCUGCUGCGUUACCACAGCUCCCAGUCCGGAGAUGAGAUGACCUCCCUCACCGAGUACCUGAGCCGCAUGAAGGAGAACCAGAAGUCCAUCUACUACAUCACUGGUGAGAGCAAGGACCAGGUGGCCAACUCCGCCUUCGUGGAGCGAGUGCGCAAGCGCGGCUUCGAGGUCCUCUACAUGACGGAGCCCAUCGACGAGUACUGCGUCCAGCAGCUGAAGGAGUUCGACGGGAAGACGCUCGUCUCCGUCACCAAGGAGGGCCUGGAGCUGCCCGAGGAUGAGGAGGAGAAGAAGAAGAUGGAGGAGGACAAGGCCAAGUUCGAGAACCUCUGCAAGCUCAUGAAGGAGAUCCUCGACAAGAAAGUGGAAAAGGUGACGGUGUCCAACCGCCUGGUCUCCUCUCCGUGCUGCAUCGUCACCAGCACCUACGGCUGGACGGCCAAUAUGGAGCGCAUCAUGAAGGCCCAGGCCCUGAGGGACAACUCCACCAUGGGCUACAUGAUGGCCAAGAAGCACCUGGAGAUCAACCCCGACCACCCCAUCAUCGAGACGCUCCGGCAGAAAGCUGAGGUGGACAAGAACGACAAGGCGGUGAAGGACCUGGUCAUCCUGCUGUUCGAGACCGCCCUGCUGUCCUCCGGCUUCUCACUGGACGACCCCCAGACGCACUCCAACCGCAUCUACAGGAUGAUCAAACUCGGACUGGGAAUUGACGAUGAUGACAUCCCCACAGAAGAACCAGGCACUGCACCAGCUCCUGAGGAGAUUCCACCACUAGAGGGCGACGACGACACUUCACGCAUGGAGGAAGUGGACUAAGAGGCCUUGUGCCAUCCUCUACCUCACUUUUCCAACGAACGCCCUUUUUUUGUUUUGGUUUUUUUUCGUUUUUUGCCCCCACCCCCCACUUUCCUUGGAAGCCUGGUCAGUGUCUUACAGUAAAUUUGUGAAACUGAUGACGUAAAGUUUAGUGGACCAGUGCUGCUCUCUGUCAGUAACCUUGUUCUGAGGGGAAACCAGAUGUCGAUUUCGUGUAAAUGUUUAGCAGUGAGAAGCAUGUGUCUGGUGUUGCCCUGUUGCACUGGGUGAGAGUGAAGACUGGUGGGUGGGUGUGUGCACGGAGCAGGGGGGGGAUGUACAUUCCUGUGUCCUGAGAUGGGGGAUGGGACUCGGGCACAGCACACACAUGGGGAAAACGGAUUUUCCAGCCGUGUCUGU
Messenger RNA from Megalops cyprinoides (Indo-Pacific tarpon), 2670 nucleotides. RefSeq names its product heat shock protein 90, alpha (cytosolic), class B member 1 (gene hsp90ab1). Lineage: Eukaryota; Metazoa; Chordata; Actinopteri; Elopiformes; Megalopidae. Bases 100 to 2271 code for a protein of 723 amino acids. Gene Ontology annotation, molecular function: ATP binding; ATP hydrolysis activity; ATP-dependent protein folding chaperone. Gene Ontology annotation, cellular component: plasma membrane; perinuclear region of cytoplasm; protein-containing complex. The transcript has 12 exons. Gene Ontology annotation, biological process: protein folding; cellular response to heat; protein stabilization. The record is from RefSeq and is a predicted model, not a curated record.